Solanum dulcamara is the source of this 1393-nucleotide messenger RNA. RefSeq lists its product as uncharacterized. Lineage: Eukaryota; Viridiplantae; Streptophyta; Magnoliopsida; Solanales; Solanaceae. Bases 116 to 1189 code for a protein of 357 amino acids. The transcript has 5 exons. The record is from RefSeq and is a predicted model, not a curated record.
AUUCGUAUCUAUGUAUUAGUCAAACUAUGUAGCUCUUCCUUGUGCACCUUUUGUAACUAUAAAAACAUGGACGUCAACAAGAGUCACCACUAAUUAUUUCACCAAGUUCACAAAAAUGGCAGAGUCCCCUACUACCUCAGGUAUGACUAGGAAAAUUCUUGUAAUUUUCUUGAUUGGAUUCUUGGCAUUUGUUUAUCAAGCAAUUACACCACCACCUCCAAAAAUUUGUGGCUCCCCCAGAAGCCCUCCGAUCACUGCACCACGAAUAAAACUCUCCGAUGGAAGACAUUUGGCGUAUAAAGAGCAAGGUGUUCCGAAAGAUGAAGCAAAAUUCAAAAUUGUGUUCAUCCAUGGUUUUGAUUGUUGCAGACAUGAUGUUGUUAUUGCCAGCAGUCUUUCUCCUGAUGUUAUUGAGAGUUUGGGAAUAUAUAUUGUAUCAAUUGAUAGACCUGGUUAUGGAGAAAGUGAUCCUCAUCCACAAAGAACACCAAAGAGUUUAGCUCUUGAUAUUGAAGAAUUAGCAGAUCAAUUGGAAUUGGGAUCCAAAUUUUAUGUUGUUGGAUUUUCCAUGGGUGGACAAGUAGUUUGGGGAUGUCUCAAAUAUAUUCCUCACAGAUUGGCAGGAGCAGCUCUACUAACACCUGUGGUUAACUAUUGGUGGCCUGGUUUCCCAUCAAAUUUGUCAACAAAAUCAUAUUAUGAUCAACUUUUGCCUGAUCAAUGGACACUUAGAGUUGCUCACUAUCUUCCAUGGCUAACAUAUUGGUGGAACACUCAAAAGUAUUUUCCAUCUUCUAGUGUUGCAGCUCAUAGCCCUGAUAUUUUUUUAACUCAAGAUAGGCAAUUAGGACCAAGAUUUGCUGCCUCACAAGAAAAAUACAGGGCACAAAUUAGACAACAAGGUGAAUUUGAAUCACUCCAUAGAGAUGCAAAUAUUGGAUUUGGUACAUGGGAAUUCGAUCCAAUGGAUUUAAAAAAUCCAUUCGAUAAAAAUGAAGGAUUUGUUCAUCUAUGGCAAGGUGAUGAAGAUGGACUUGUACCUGUUAUUUUACAAAGAUAUAUUGCACAAAAAUUACCAUGGAUUCAAUAUCAUGAAAUGAAAGGUGGUGGUCAUUUAUUUCCUUAUGCAGAUGGAAUGGGAGAUAAAAUUAUCAAGACAUUUUUACUUGGUGAAAAAUUUGAAGCAUAAAAAUAUACGGAAAAAUAUAAGCGUUUAGAUACGAUUUGAUUUAGAAAAAAAAAGGUGUGAUUGAAGUAGAAGUUGAAAAAGGAUAUUUGGAAGUUGAUCUAAAUUGAUAUAUUACAUGUAUUUGUGUGCUUUGUAUAAUGGCACUAGUUGGGGCCUUGUCCUAGAUGAAAUUGAUUAAUACAAGUUCAUCAUCAAUGUGUGUUA